AUGAAAGUUUCGAAAAAUCUCAAACAAGUUUCUCGUAAGGCUACUACCUUAAACGAAAAAACAAAGCCUGACGAAACGGCGAUUAAUGAAUUCAUCGAAAAAAUUAAUAUCAAGAAUAUCAUUCCGCCGAAAUUACCAGCAAAAAAAUUAGUAGUCGAACAAUUAAACAGAGAGGGAACGCCUAAAAGACCAAUGAACCGCUUUUUUUGUUUUAAACGUAUCGUUUAUCUAGAAGUUGUGGAGAAUGGACUUUUAUCUUCAGCAAAAGAUGGUGUGUUUCUUACAAAUGUCGCAUCUAAAAUUUGGAAUGACAUGACUCAAACCGAAAAGGACCAUUUCAAAACUAUUGCAGACGAAAUAAAAAUAUUACAGUCAGAUUUCCAUAAAGGCAAACAUUAUAACAAAAAACCUGUUGCUACGACGUUCCAUAAUUAUGCUAGUGAAGAUUUUGAUAAAAGAAAGAAUAAGAAGGGAGUGAAAGAUCUAAAUCGAACAAAAAGCAAAAUGAUAAAGAAAAAAAAACAAGGAAACGUACAUAAUUCCCAAUCGCAAAAAAAUCAUAUUAAAAGUAUAGAAGGCCAUUUUGUUCAAACUCAACCGCAAAAAAAUCAUAUUAAAAGUAUAGUAGACCAAUUUUUUCCAACUCAAUCUCAUAUAAAAAGUAUAGAUAACCAAACUUUUCCAACUCAACCGCAACCAUUAAUUCAAAAUCAUAUGCAUAUGAAACAUAUUAUAAGUGACCAAAAUAUUCCUCAAAUUUAUCAAAUCGUACCAAAUUAUCUUCAUGAACCGAAUAUGAGUGAUACAAUUUAUUCUUAUUACCCUUACAACAUGUCAGAUCUAGUAUAUCACCAAGAUAGUCCCGUGUUCGAAUUUAUUUAG
Molecule: messenger RNA, 882 nt
Organism: Funneliformis mosseae
Lineage: Eukaryota; Fungi; Glomeromycota; Glomeromycetes; Glomerales; Glomeraceae
Source: the annotation of a GenBank genome assembly